Messenger RNA from Cimex lectularius (bed bug), 2018 nucleotides. Its product is annotated as trichohyalin-like. The coding region runs from base 355 to 1956 and encodes 533 amino acids. NCBI's taxonomy places the organism in Eukaryota, Metazoa, Arthropoda, Insecta, Hemiptera, Cimicidae. The transcript has a single exon. The record is from RefSeq and is a predicted model, not a curated record.
AAUUUUUUGUCCUGCAUCAUUUUCUAGCCAAUUGGUUGUACAGAUAAAGUACUGAUGGUCUUAAACAAUGGUAGAACCGGAAUUCAGUCCUACGACGAAAUAUUCAAGAACUACCAGUUCUCAUAGUAUAAUUUUAGAAUAGUUGAUUCCUUGGUUAAUUAGACCUGUUAUACUAAGCAUUUAAUCGAGUAAAAAUAUAUUUUGAAGAACUGACAAGAACCUAUACAAUACAAGAAACGCGUUAACACAUGGUUCGAGCGUAUUUGCUGAUGGCAUUUGUUUUAUACAAUAAAUUUUUAUUUUAUUUUGUUAGGACUCCUCGAUUCUGCUCCUUGUUUCUGUAAUAGUUUUAAAAUGAGCGAAAUAAUGAAGUGUUUUAGCCAGGUCGAGGAAAGCCCCGAGAGGCAAUGCAGCGACCCGAUGAAGGGCAUCGAGAUUUCAAAGUACACGACAAGGGAUAUCGUAGGGCCUUCGGGGGCUUGUGGAGUGUUUUUGAGGAACAAACAAGCCAGGAUCACGUUGGAAGCGAUCGCCGCCAGGGAAGCAAAGAGGGCGUUGAAAAAUCAGACCUUAGCUAAAAAUAAGGAAGAAGAGAUGGAAAAUUUCCGGGUCAAGUUUUGGUCAGGAGCGGACGAUCACAUCCUAAUGAGUAAAAUAAAAGGUCUCGUCGACAUCGGGAUGAAAAAAGCAGACGAAGACCUGUUGGAAAAGAAAAACAAGCUUAAAGUGGCUUUGUUGGAAGAGGAAGUAUCGUUGACCCACGAAUUUAUCGAAAAGGCCCAGCAGAGCGCUCACCGCAUCUACCAGGAUAAGGUGGCUCUGGCAAACCAGAUCGAAGGAAGGCAGAAACUAGAAAGAGGAAAACAAGCACAAGAGGCUUACGAAAAAAUUCUCAAGGAGUCUUCAGACGAAUACAGAAGGAUGCUGUUUAGAGAAAAUAAAAGAUAUUGCACGAAAAUCAACGAGUUCCAAAUGAAGGACAAAGUUUUGGCCCAAAUGAAAGAAAAGGAAGAGGAACAAAUGUGGUCGUAUGUGAUGGACAAAUGGGAACGAGCGAAAGCGGAAGUCCUCGAUUACGAAAAAAGGCAAUCGGUUUCGAAAAAUUACGGUCAUAGCGAUGACAUAUUGAGGAAACAGUUGCUGGGCCAACGCAGGACGAGGGAAUUCGAACAGGAGUUGAAACAGGAGGAAAUGGUGUUCUGGAAAAAGAUGAACGAAAUGUUUAAAGAAGACGAGGCCAUUUUUCAGAAGCGGGACGCGAUGGCGAAAAUGAAGAGGAGGCAGGCGAUUCUCGCCCAGAUCGAGGAGAACAAGAGGAACCAGAAGAAAGCGGCAGAGGAAGAACUCUUAUUCGACCUGGAGCUGAGGAAGCAGAACGCCCGGGAAAUCGCAGAAGAAUUGGCACAGAUCAAGGACGAACGCAUGGCCGAGAGGCGAGAAUUGGACACGUUCAAAGAAUCGGUGGAUCAGUUCAAGCGGAAUGCCCAGCAAGACGAAAAAGAGCUCGAAGUCCUGAUCGCUGAAGAGAUGAAAAGAAUCGACCUCAUGAGGAAGAUCAACAGAGAUAAAGCGAAAAAAGCCAGAGAAACCUUGAUGAAAGAGGUAUAUGAGAACAGGGCCAAACAAGUCCAAGAUAACAAGAUGAAAGCGGAAACAGAAAAGAAAGAACGAGCCCUCCUCGCCGAAUACUCGAACUUCAGGUGGCAGCAGAACGACCAACUGGACAAAGCCAAGGACAAAGACGUCGCCGAUAUGCAUGAAAAACACCUGGCCAGUUUGAUGGAACAGACCACAUACGAGAAAGAGCUGGAAAGAAGAGCAGCGGAAGAAAACAGGAACUGGAUCGAACAGAAAAAACAACAAGAACGGGAACUCCUAGAAAAAUCCCGCAUCCUCAUGAACGAACCCCGUGAGGGCCUUCGACACCCUUUCUUACACGCUUUUCGGAACUGCUAGUUUACCGACCACUGGGCAAACAGCAUAGAAUGACAUGGCUGCUCGAUUGGCGCUUAAAAUCA